This is a messenger RNA of Emys orbicularis (European pond turtle), 720 nucleotides long. RefSeq names its product unc-119 lipid binding chaperone B (gene UNC119B). Gene Ontology annotation, biological process: cilium assembly; nervous system development; lipoprotein transport. The coding region runs from base 1 to 720 and encodes 239 amino acids. Gene Ontology annotation, cellular component: cilium. The transcript has 5 exons. NCBI's taxonomy places the organism in Eukaryota, Metazoa, Chordata, Testudines, Emydidae. The record is from RefSeq and is a predicted model, not a curated record. Gene Ontology annotation, molecular function: lipid binding.
AUGAGCGGCUCGAGGCCGAGGGUGGCGGCGCCAGGCCCCGAGAAGAAGCCGCCGCCGGGAAGCGGGGGGGUGCUGAGCCGGCUGCGGGGGGGGCGGGGCUCUGGGGACGCGGCGCCGCGGGCGGCCCUGCCCCGCUCAGAGUCCGAGCUGCUGGCGCUGGAGACCGUCCGGCCCGAACACGUCCUGGGGCUGGGCCGGGUCACGGAGAAUUAUUUAUGCAAACCUGAGGACAACAUCUACAAUAUCGAUUUCACCAGAUUCAAGAUCCGGGACCUGGAGACAGGAACAGUGCUGUUCGAAAUUGCCAAGCCUUCUGCUUCAGAGCAAGAUGAUGAGGAUGAGGAUGACAGUGGAGAAGUGGACACCAGUGCAGGCCGCUUUGUUCGCUAUCAGUUCACGCCAGCAUUUCUCCGUCUCCGGACAGUCGGUGCAACAGUGGAGUUUACAGUGGGAGACAAGCCAGUGUCAAACUUCCGAAUGAUUGAGAGACAUUACUUCCGGGAUCGCUUGCUGAAGAACUUUGACUUUGAUUUUGGCUUCUGCAUCCCCAGCAGCAGGAACACAUGUGAACACAUCUAUGAGUUCCCCCAGCUCUCAGAGGACCUCAUCCGCCUGAUGGUUGAACACCCCUAUGAGACCCGUUCAGACAGCUUCUACUUUGUGGACAACAAGCUGAUCAUGCACAACAAGGCUGACUAUGCCUACAAUGGGGGACAGUAA